This is a messenger RNA of Morus notabilis, 2956 nucleotides long. Its product is annotated as U-box domain-containing protein 33. Gene Ontology annotation, molecular function: ATP binding; protein kinase activity; ubiquitin-protein transferase activity. The record is from RefSeq and is a predicted model, not a curated record. NCBI's taxonomy places the organism in Eukaryota, Viridiplantae, Streptophyta, Magnoliopsida, Rosales, Moraceae. The coding region runs from base 149 to 2695 and encodes 848 amino acids. The transcript has 7 exons. Gene Ontology annotation, biological process: protein phosphorylation; protein ubiquitination.
UUCUUUGGAAAAUCAUCAAAUUACUCAGAUUUACCAAAAAAUCAAUUAUCAUUAUUAUAAUUUCCCCAAAAUCUCACUUAGACUUAAACCAGGCAUAUUUUUGUUCCCCACAUGAUUAUAGUUCGACUUUUCCUAGGCCCCCGCGACCAUGGAGCUCUUAAGGCCUUCGAGUCCUCCCACCCACGCCCAUUCCCCGGUAUCCCUUUAUGGGUUCUCUUUUCCGGCGACUUCCCGACGUGGGUUAGACCGCGCUGGCACUUCCCAGUUGCCGGAGAUCGUUGAAGAGGAAGGGAAUAACAACAAGGUACACGUGGCGCUUGGCAAGUCUGAGGAGAAAGCAAUGAGCUUGCUCAAUUGGACUUUCAGGCGUUUCCAGGGAAAAGAAAUUUGUAUUCUUCAUGUUCAUCUGCCUUCUCAGCUCAUUCCCACUUUAUUGGGAAAUCUGCCGGCAACCCAAGCAAGUGCCGAGGUGGUGUCUACGUAUAGAAAGUUUGAGAAGGAACAAAUGUCGAAGCUUUUACAAAGAUACUCGAACUUUUGCUCUAGAGCAAAGGUUAAUGCAAGCAUCAUCACGAUUGAAGCCGAGCAAGUUCAGAAAGGAAUUGUGGAUUUGGUGAACGAAAAUGGUAUUAGGAAGCUCGUCAUGGGGGCUGUACCAGAAAAUUGUAUGAAGGUGAAAAAGGGCUCCAGCAAAGCAAAUUAUGCUGCCAAAAAGGCUCCCUUGUUCUGUGAAAUAUGGUUUAUCCAUAAAGGAAAACAUGUGUGGACUAGAGACACGCCUGAGGACCCAAGUUCACUUCCUUCAUGUAGUCUGCCGCAGAUUGCAACCGCAGAGAACUCCAGAUCGAGAUCAUUUCAAUAUGGUAAGAAUAAGUCAAUCCACCCAGAUUGUCUUCAGUCAAAAUCAGCUAAGAGUGCUGUAUGUACUCAAAUAAGCAACCGGGUCCAGUAUGAACCAGUUCAUGCGGAAUUGGCUUCUUCACCAACUUUAUCUCGUUCGGCCUGUACGUGUCUUCAUGAUCUCAAUGAUUCAUCUAGCACUACAAGUUCUAGCUCUUGUUCAGGGUAUAAUUCUGCUGAAAGAAGGGGGUUGUCAGAUUCUGAUUUGAAGGUUGGUGAAGAGAGAUUAUAUAGUCAACUUAUUCAGGCUACGAUAGAAGCUGAGACGUCAAGCAAUGAGGCAUGUGCAGAUUCACUGAAGGUCAAAAAGUUGGAACUAGAGGCGAGGGAAGCUAUUAGUAAGGUGAAAGCGUUUGAGUCUGCCCUCGCAUGUGAAGGUCAACUUAGAAAAGAAGCUGAGGAGGCACUGAGAACAACGUUGGAGGAACAAGAAAAGCUUUUGGAAGAAAGGGACGACAUAACUCAAGAGCUUCAUAGGACGAUGAGAAAUGUUGCGCUGCUGGACAGCCGCGCACAAGAAGCAAAUCGCAGGCAUGACGAAGCUGUUGGAGAACUGAAACUAGUUCAAGAAUCAAUUGCAACCUUGAGGCAGGAAAAGCAGCGGAUUCGACGACCGAAGAUUGAAGCACUACGCUGGCUUGAGCGAUGGAGAAGUCAUGGACAAGGUGGAGCCACAAACUACGAUGGCCUUGUUGGGUCUGUUAAGGAAUUACACGAGUUAGCAGAAUUCUCGUUACCAGAUUUGCAAACCGCAACGUGUAAUUUUUCUGAAAGCUUCAUACUUUGUCAGGAAGGUUAUGGUUAUGUUUACAAGGGAGAAAUGAUGGGUAGAACUGUUGCUAUUAGAAAGCUGUAUCCAUAUAACAUGCAAGGAGAAUCAGAAUUCCAACAAGAGGUAAAAGUUCUAGGCAAACUACAGCAUCCUCAUCUGGUGACUUUGCUCGGUGUGUGCCCAGAAGCCUGGUCCCUUGUAUACGAGUAUUUACCCAAUGGAGGCCUUCAAAACCAUCUGUUUCGGAAAAGCAAUGUUUUGACAUGGGAGAUCCGAGUACGGAUAAUUGCAGAAAUCGCUAGUGCACUUUGCUUCUUGCACUCUUCAAAGCCUGAGAAAAUUGUCCAUGGUGAUUUGACACCUCGAAAAAUACUUUUAGAUUCUGAACUGCGCUGCAAGAUUUGUGAUUUUGGGAUUUGCAGGUCGAUAACAGAGGACAACCUACAGUGCCCAAGUUUAAGAUGGAACACUGGGCCAAAGGGCUCUUUCUAUUACACGGACCCAGAGUUUCAGAGGAUUGGAAUCCUAACACCCAAGUCCGAUGCUUACUCCUUCGGGCUUAUCGUCCUGCAGUUACUCACCAGAAGAUCUCCAGUUGGUUUGGCGGGCGAGGUGCGCAAGGCAGUUUCAUCUGGAAAAUUGGCAUCGAUCUUGGAUUCCUCAGCUGGAGAAUGGCCGAUGCUCGUGGCAAGGCGAUUGGCAGAUAUUGGGCUGCAAUGUUGCAAACUGAAUAGUCGCGAUAGGCCAGAUCUAACGCCUUCUCUUGUGAGAGAACUCGAGCAGUUGCAUGACUCUGAAGAGCGACCAGUGCCAUCAUUCUUCUUGUGCCCCAUCCUUCAGGAAAUAAUGCAUGACCCUCAAGUGGCAGCUGAUGGAUUCACUUAUGAAGGGGAAGCCAUGCGAGGAUGGUUGCAAAACGGCAAAGAAACUUCUCCGAUGACCAAUUUGAAACUAAGUCACCUAAAUCUCACCCCCAACCAUGCCAUCAGGCUUGCUAUUCAGGACUGGCUGUGCAAGGCAUGAGAAAUAUGAAAUAUCUCACCAUAUCAGCCAAAUCUCUUGUAUGUAGUCUGUCACAUAGUGUAGCCACGUGCAUAAUGCUUCUUCAAUGAAUCCAUCAAAAAAAAAAAAGUGUGGACGCUAAUGGUGUAUUAGUUAGUCAUCAGUCUCUUUAUUCAAUAUUUUGUGAUUAUAUAAGGGGUAGGUUGGUUUGCCUUAUUCUGAUUUGAGAAUGUACCAAAUUGUAUUCUGUAUAUUAUGCUAGAUAAAUUUGACCCUGCAAAA